Molecule: messenger RNA, 2234 nt
Organism: Kockovaella imperatae
Lineage: Eukaryota; Fungi; Basidiomycota; Tremellomycetes; Tremellales; Cuniculitremaceae
Product: Thiamin diphosphate-binding protein
Exons: 13
Coding region: 308-2155 (615 amino acids)
Molecular function (GO): magnesium ion binding; carboxy-lyase activity; thiamine pyrophosphate binding
Source: RefSeq, a predicted model, not a curated record
GGCCAUGACCAUAUGUCGAACACCAUCUGAUCCUGCGCCGUAUGAGAUAUGAGAGCUGUUCAUAAGGCACUCGGACGGCAGCGGUCUCUCCGGCUCUGGCUACAACUUGAGGUUCCAGCCGUUCGCAUGCAGUACACAUCUGAGUAUCUCGAAAUCAGCUGCUGAUUCUCGCGAUCGGGGCUUUCCGCCACUGAUCAUCAGCAUCAGCAUCUUCAUUUCCCCCCUUACGUCAUCCCCGUCCUCGUCAGUCUCGACGUAUACACUGUUGUCUCGCAGUUCAAGGUCAAGGCCUAUACAACCUUUCAACAUGCCCAGUCAGAUAGAAUUUGCGACGUAUGUGGUGCAGAGGCUCAAGCAAUGCGGUAUCAAGCAGGUCUUUGGUGUCCCAGGUGACUACAAUCUUGAAUUGCUCGACUACUUUGAGAAAGAGGAAGGGAUCGAUUGGGUCGGGAACGCCAAUGAGCUGAAUGCUGCGUAUGCCAGUGAUGGGUAUGCCAGAGUCAAAGGGACACUCGCCGUCCUUAUCACGACCUUUGGUGUGGGCGAGCUGAGCGCGUUGUGUGGGAUAGCAGGAAGUCUCGCUGAGCGCCUACCCAUUUUGCACAUCGUGGGAGCUCCCAGCACUUCCAUGCAGCACAAUCGCACUCUCUUGCACCAUACUCUCAACACUGAAUCCACAUUCACGACUUUCUCCACCAUGUCGGAGCCGUUGUCUUGCUCUCAAGCAUUGUUGAACCAGAUCGACCCCUCAACCGAUACAGCCUGGACCGAGGCUUUUGACAAGGUGCUCAAGGAUGUUCUGGAGCAAUGCAGACCGGGAUACGUCGAGAUCCCGACGGAUGCCGUGCAUAAAAAGGUCUCCGAUGAGGGGCUACAGGAGAAGCUUCCACACCCUCAUUCCGCUCCGCCCCCAGAAUCCACCGCUACAGGCCUACCUCUCGAGACAAAGAUCAACACGGUUUCGCAAGCCCCUUCAGAUCAUCCAGUCUCUGAUUCAGCCGACAAAGUCACCGAGCAUGUCGUGCAGGAGAUCACGGCGCGUUUCGUCAAGGCUGAAAGGCCGGUGGUUCUGGUCGACGCCUGUGCAGGACGCUUCGGGAUGGCUGGAGAAGUGAGAAAGCUUGUCGAGUCGUGUGGUAUAAGAUUCUUUGAGACACCGAUGGGCAAGUCGUUGCUUGAUGAGCACCACCCACUCUUUGGAGGAUGCUAUGCCGGAGCAAAUUCUCUUGAGGCUGUUCGCAAGGAAGUCGAGAGCGCCGAUUUUGUCCUCUACGUGGGAGCUCUGAAAAGCGAUUUCAACUCCGGAUCUUUCUCGGUCAACAUUGACACUGCCAUCACUAUCGAGCUCCACUCUUUCACAACGAACAUUGGCUAUGCUUCGUACCCAACUACUGACAUUCGACACAUUCUACCGCUUCUCCGACCGAGCUUCGAAGCCGCGGCAACAAGGCGCACCACGAAGCCCAUCGAGGGAGAGUCAUUGGACGAGAAGAGAAAGGACGGAAGGAUCCAGACUUUGCCCAAAGAUGUGGACGAGAACGCCAUCAAGCACGCUUGGCUCUGGCCUACGAUGGGAGAAUGGUUCAAGGAUACAGACAUCAUUAUCACUGAGACUGGGACCUCCUCGUUCGGAUUGACAAAUGUCGCUCUCCCGUCACACUCUACAUACGUCGCUCAGAUCCUCUGGGGAGCCAUUGGUUGGUCAGUUGGCGCUUGCCUGGGAUGUGCCCUUGCAGCCAAGGAAUCAGAAGACAAUCGACGGACCGUUCUCUUUGUUGGUGACGGAUCGCUUCAGCUGACACUUCAAGAAAUUGGGACCAUGCUCAAAACUGGAGUCUGCCCUUACUUGUUUGUACUAAACAAUGACGGCUACGAAAUCGAACGACAGAUACACGGCUGGGAUGCAAAAUAUAACGAUAUCCAAUUAUAUGACCAUCAGCUCCUGUUGCCCUUCCUGGCAGGUAAGAAAUGCAAGACGCCAUACGAGUCCUUCGAGGUUCACACCCCUGCCGAGCUGUCCAAAUUGCUAGCGGAUGAAGCAUUCAACGUUCCCGAUAAGCUCAGGCUGAUCGAAGUCUAUAUGCCUCGUGGUGACAGUCCUGAAGGGUUAAUCAAACAGGCCAAGUUGACUGCAGAGGCCAAUGCCAAAGUAUAGGAAUAGAUGAGACGAGAUGCCACAUAGAUUCUCUAAUUCGGUGCACCGUUAAGGCUCCCCUAUGUGGUAGGAAUAUUUC